Penicillium chermesinum is the source of this 1182-nucleotide messenger RNA. RefSeq lists its product as uncharacterized. Lineage: Eukaryota; Fungi; Ascomycota; Eurotiomycetes; Eurotiales; Aspergillaceae. Bases 1 to 1182 code for a protein of 393 amino acids. The record is from RefSeq and is a predicted model, not a curated record. The transcript has 4 exons.
AUGAUUCAACUACGCUUGGGACGAGUGUUACUCGGGCUUCUCGGAGCUUGCGCUUUCGCCUUGGUAUUCUGGCCAAGACUGCACGCGCAUCGCUCCGCUGAACAGCAAUGGCAGGCCUGGGAUGGUCUUGCUGCUAUUGAAAACCAGACAUUGGGCUUCGGGAAAGUUUUUGCCAUCAACAUGCCCAGCCGGGUUGAUAAGCGCGAUAAUAUUGUCUUGGGUUCUUCCGUGUGCGACUUCCUCGUCGACUGGAUCGAUGGUGUGUUUCCGGAAGAAGUCAAUUCCAAAACCUUCCCAUAUAAUUGGAACCAAGACCACAAGGCGUCUGAAUAUGCUGCCCGCCGUGCGCAUGUGAACGGAAUGAAAAGAAUUGUCGAGGAUAGAAUUGGAAGCGCAAUCAUUAUGGAAGAUGACGCGGACUGGGACGUCAACAUCAAGAGACAACUCCAGACCUUUGCCCUCUCAGUACGGGCCCUCCAAGGUACGACUGGUAUACCGAAGACGUCUCCAUACGGCGAUGACUGGGACAUUCUGUGGUUGGGUCAUUGCGGCAUCGAAUGCAAGACCGAACUCCCAUUCUACCUCACCCCGAAUGACCCCACGAUCCUUGAACCUCGUCAUUUCCUUCCCUAUCUGCGCGACUCGCCUCCGUUCGAGCGGCCUGACCAUGCUCGCCUAACUUGUACGGCCAAAGACGGCGUAUGCACCAGCAUGUAUGCUGUGAGUUAUCACGGCGCCCAGCGCAUUCUCGCGGCCUUGUCCGUAAAUCCCUCCGGACUGGCCGAAGAGAUCGAUAUCGGGGCGCAGUUCGAUGUUUCAUUAGGGCGCAUGUGCGGGAAUGGGUAUUUGCGUUGUUUUGCGCCUUUCCCUGCCUUAACAGGAGGUUUCCGUGCAGCUGGCGCCGCGGAAAAAGGAUCUGACAUUCAUGAUCAGCAGGGAGAUGCGGUAGGGUUUGCGAGCUGGGGAGUAUUGUAUAGCACCAUGCUCAACGUGAAGCAAAUCCUCAGUGGAGAGCCUGUGCGCGCAACGUGGGAGGAUGUUGAGAAGCCGGUCCUUUCGGAUGCGGUCCCCAUUGGGCGAGGAUCAAUUUAUCUAAAGAGAGAAGACGGUCAAUCCGAGCUUUCCUCAGUUGCCAUUGAUGAGAAUCAACGAAGCCAUAGAGCGACACCCAUACGUUUAUAG